Molecule: messenger RNA, 4138 nt
Organism: Arachis ipaensis
Lineage: Eukaryota; Viridiplantae; Streptophyta; Magnoliopsida; Fabales; Fabaceae
Product: putative FBD-associated F-box protein At5g56820
Molecular function (GO): protein binding
Source: RefSeq, a predicted model, not a curated record
UGCACGAGAGUUUUCACCAUUAAAAAUUCUAUUUUAUCCCGAUCAUUUUCUUCUCACCACUGUCACUAUGAUAUCUCUCCAUGUCCUCAGACGUUCGUAUUCCUUUUUUCAAUCUCUCCGUCUCUGAGUUUAAUUUCAUAUACUACUAUUCUUUUUCCCACUUCCAUUUUCUUUUUCGAGUCUCCAACUUUGCUAUUUCUCCUUUUCCACCUCCAUGAUUUUGAUUCAUCAACGCUUCAAUCUUGCUUUUCUAGUUCUCUUUUGUGCUUCCAACUUACCAAAAAGAAUGGCGCUUACAACCAACUAUUUCUGGAACAUCACCAAUCUCAUACACUGCAACGACAACAUGCCAAAGUAUGUUCAUAUGGCUCUAUAUGUAAUCAAACCUUAAGUCAAUAUAGGAUGUUUGUGCACCAGGCUAUUUUUUUUUACCGUAAAAGUACUAAUAAAUUGAAUCAUAAUUCUCUCUCUCUUCUGGUGGUUGGUACCUAAUAAUUUCUUUAUUUCAAGCAUCUUAAUUGAAUCAUAGGAAUUAUGAUGCACAAAUAUUAUUUUGAAUCUCUCUCGCUCUCCUUUUUCCCUUUUGUUUUUCUGGCCUCAUAUUGUAGUAAGAGUUUAGGAGAUAGUGUUGUAUAGGUUCAUCCUGUCAUCUGAUGAUUAGUUGUUAGUUGUAUAGUGAAGGAAAUUUUUGUUAAGACGAUAUUCGUCAUAGUUAACUGUUGUAUAGCUAUCAUAACAUUUGUUCCCUCCAAAUUUUAUAUUCUUUUAUGUUUGUGUAAAUCUUUUCUAUUUUAGAUCUUUUACAUUUUUAUGUUUUUCAUUGAAAAUACUUUUUUUUUAACUAUGAUUUUGUUAAAUUAUUUAUCACCAUUAGAUGUAAUUAUAAACUCAACUUGUGUCUAUUAAAUUUAUCAUAUUCUUUUUAUACACAAAUCAACUAAGAAAGUAAGAGACCGAAUCAACCAUUGAAGGUGUAUGAGGCCUUACCGUGUUAGCUGAACAAUUGCAAGUCAACGACAUGAACAUCGACCAAUUCAAUUUCAAAAUCUUACUAUAUCAGUUGAUUUCGUCUAAGACAAUAAGAUCUGAACAAAGAACGGACAGCAUCUUUCUAUGCCUAACCUGUAUGAAGCUUUCCGAAGAAGUAAAGUUAUUUUGAACCUCCGGAGCAACUGGAAAUGGAAGAAGAAGAAGAAGAAGAAGACAAUCUAGAAACAGCAACAACCAUUAAUAUGGAUAUGAUAAGCACCAUGCCGGACUCGCUUCUCUGCUACAUCCUUUCGUUCCUCCCAACCAGAGAUUCUGUUGCCACUAGCAUCCUCUCUCGCCGGUGGCGCCACCUUUGGAAAGAGCUUCAAGUAUUGGACCUCGAUGAUGGUCCCUUUUGCACCCCUGAACGUUCAGCAGAGGAAAUGGAUGAGUGUUUUAUUGCUUUCAUCAAUGCGGCUCUAUCCCGGUUUCCCCACAUCAAGAAGUUUCGCCUCUCCUGUGAGGUACUUUGCGAGGAUGACUUUAGAUCUUAUAUCAAUGCUGUCACUGGACCCUACCUUCAAGAACUGUUUGUCUCUCAGAUGUAUUCUCUUGAGAAUUAUGGAGUCCCUUGUGGAAUUUUCACCUGCCCUUCACUUGUGUCCCUCUGUUUAAAAGGUUAUAUUUCCAUCGAAGAUGAAGAUCUUCAAUCUGUUCAUUUGCCAUCCCUCAAGAACCUAGAGUUGGAUGUCAAAUACGUGAAUGCAGACAAGAUUUUAGGUUGCUGUCCUGUUCUUGAAACUCUUAAGCUCACCCUGGAUCGGGUUGAAUUUCCUACAGUCCGUGUGCCUAUUAGUACAUUGAAGAGAUUAACUUUUCAAGACGACUAUCAUGGCGAAGUUGUUGAGCAUUUGGAGAUAGAGACCCCAUCUCUUGAGUACCUUCAUGUCUCGUUAUGGGGUCGUUACCUCCGGUUUUCGGUUACUGAUUUUCCAAACAUGGUGGAAGCACAUCUUGAUAUUUGGAGUCAUCAAGAGGAUGAGCAUAUUGGUUGGAUACCCGAGCUUCUCAAAGCAGUCUGCAAAACAAAAUUACUAAGGUUGGGAUCUUCAAUAACCGGGAGCUUGCUUUGUGCUCCACCUAUAGACUUUCCCAAAUUUGGUUGUUUGCUUCAUUUGCAACUUCGUUUUGGAUCUUUCAAAUCUAGAUUCCUACUAGACUUGCUUCAUUGUUGUCAUAAACUUCAAGUUCUCAUUAUUCAGAAUGAACUUCAUGGUCAUGGUCCUCCCUUGAACCAGAAAUCAAUGUUACAGCCAACCAGUGUUCCUAAUUGUGUUACAUCACACUUGAACACUUUUGAAUUUGGAGGAUAUGAAGACUCUCUAGAAGAGCAUGCUUUUGUUGCAUAUAUUCUACAAAAUGGCCUUGUUUUAAUGAGAAUGAUGAUUCAUACUUAUACCAGUUAUGGGGAAAAGAUCAAAGAUCAUAUUUUCAAGGAAUUGUCUAUAGUACCGAGGGGCUCCAACAAAUGCCAACUUACAGUUGACUGACUAAUCAGUAUAUGCUGAUGCUUUUCAAUAUGUCUACAUUCAAUAGGCUACACCAAACCCCACCAUUGCUCCCGCAAUGCAAUGUGUAGUAGAUACUGGCCAACCAUAGUAUGAUGCAAUCUGCAUUGCACAAAACCAUAAAAUAAAUACCUAUUCAACUAGUGGAAGUGGAGAAGACGAAUAAGUGUGCCACAUUAGUUCAGCGAAGCAAGGGAGUGCCACAUCAUCACUGUGUCUGCCGACUCAGCAUCGGAAAGGGAUCUAGAGAUCAGUAUGGUGCCUAAAGCUCAAUUUUGACAAUCACUAUAAUAAAAUUAGAAUAUGAGAAACCAAAUUAAUAAAAGUGAUAAAUUUCAUGAAAAUUUAUUGCAAUAUUCUUACUAGUUACUGCUCAUGCGUUGGAUAUGCUAAUUUCGAGUUGUUUGAAUGGAUAUUGAAUUGUGCUUCCCUUGAAUCCCUUGUUUUAAGACGUUUUAUUUCUUUAUAUUAUAUUCCAAAUGUCCAUUUGCCAUCCCUCAAGAACCUAGAGUUGGAUAUAUCAUUUGUUAACCUCGAUGACAUUUUAUCUGAUUGUCCAGUUCUUGAAAAUCUGAAGCUCACUGUACUUAUUUCCAGUUGAAGAUAUUGACAAACCUUUUAUCCAUAUGCCUCAUUCCUUGAAGAGUUUAACCUUUAAAGAGAAUCAUCGUCAUCCUAUCCUGCUGGGGUUUAAUGAUACUGAGCAUCUUGAGAUAGACACCCCAUUUCUUGAAUAUCUGAAUAUCAAUUUAUGCACUUUUGCUUACGGGUAACGCUUGGCAAUUUUCCCAAUAUGUUAGAAGCUCACGUUGAUAUUGAUCAAGAAGAUAAGACUGUUGGUUGGGUACUUGAGCUUCUCCAGGCACUCAGAAAAACAAAAUUGUUGGCCUUGAAACUUUCCACUACAGUGUGCUUGCUUCGUACUCCAGCUGCGACUUUGGAUUUUCCAGAAUUUUCUUGUUUACGUAAUUUAGACCUUGAAAUUCCACAUGUUGACUCGGAAUUGCUGAUAAAAUUGCUUCAUAACUGUCCUAUGCUCAAAGUUCUUUCAAUUUGUAGAUUGAAGGUAUGAGCACUUUUCAAGUUAUUUGUGAAAAACUGCAUCUCUGGUCCAUUUUAUGUGCACCUAGGUUCCUCAAAUAUCAACAUCUCAAUAGAAAAUCACUCUUUCAGCUGUUAUGUAAGAAAAGUAGAAAACACAUAGCAUUUUUUAUGUUUAUUAAUUGAGUAUUGAUGUUAGCCUUAAACUUGAUGGAUUAAAGGAAACAGAGGGGUUGUUGUUUAAUGUUUUUCAUUUUUUUUAUCUUAUCAUCUUUGUUGCCAUAUAAAAUAUUCAAUAUAAGGCCAAUAUCAUGGUUUGCCAAAAGUGUACAUCUAACUGAGUUGAAUUUAGGUAAUGGUUGAAGGAAGAAUUUUAUAUUACAAUUGACUAGGCUUUUGCCAAUCGUGUUUGUUGCCUUUGUAAUGGAGAUACUUCUGAUAUGAUUUGAAGGCCAUUUUAAAAUUUUAAUUGCCUGGGUAGCAGCCCUUUUGCUUUAGUGGAAAUAUUUGAAGACUCUAGUCUUGAGUGAUUGCUUUGCAAUGUCAUCAUGUUUUUGAGG